GCGAGUGCUGUGUAACACUGGCUUUAGGGGUUUCCCCGUCCAGAGGCAUGAUGUGGUGGAGCAGAGGGCUUUGGUUAUUCCUUGCUGCUGCAUUUCUGUUAAGGGAUACAGAUGGGCUUGGAGUGUGGAAUAAAAAACCUGUGCCACAUUGGUCCAGUGUAGCAGCAUGGGCUUCCAUGGCUCAGCCCCAAAAAGUCAGCAACCUUCCUCAUCAGACCAAGGUGGAGGGCUCCACUUCCAGUGCUGCAUCCAUGCAAAGUAGUUCCGCGUUCCCUCUGCAAGGUCCUGAACCCAGUCGGACUCGGACUGGACAACCAAGUUGUGUUUCCAGCAGUCAAAUGGAUUCUUCAGAGGCUCAAACUACAAGUGGCUCUGCUGGGUAUUACCAGUCUGUGUUCCAAGGUGGCCAACAGUUUCCUGGUGUUGUAUCCCAACCCCAGCUGCUGGAUUCCUCUGGUAAUGUUGAAGCCCGGUAUUGGGGGCAGAGCUCCGAGAGUGUCCUAAGCACCCCCCAGAUAUCCAGUAGCCUUUUUGAGCGUGAUGCUUUACAUGGGGGGUCUUCUGGCAGCUUGGACUCUGUAUCCAGUGCUCAAGGUUUCCCCAGUCAGUACACCAGUUCAUGGCUGUACACUGCCCAAUCUGCUCCUACCCAUCAACAUCAGGGAGGCUACUGGGCUCCAUCCUCAGGCCAGUCAAUGCAUCUUCCUUCAGAGGAGCCCCAACCUCAUGUUGCUUCCCCUCCUCAACCUGAAAGCUACCAACAGCUUCCCCAUCCUUCACAAACCAGGCCAGUAAGUAAGCCUGUGUCCCAAACCCAGACUGUAGGAGGUGCAUUGGUUUCAACCUCUCAGCAAGGUAGCAAUGAAGGUCAGUACCAGAGUUCCAGCUGGUCCGCUUCUGCACCAGUUAUGAAAUCGAGACUCCCUUUUAUACCUAGCCAAAGCACAAUUGUGAGUUCUGACACGACCUCCCCUAGCCAGCAGUCAGCCAGUGACUCUGCCCAAAAAGGCUGCACCAGCUCCUAUGGGGCCCUUCCUCCUUGGCUUGCAGGCACACGGCAGACAUCUACCCUCCAGUCUGCCCAGUCCCAGAUGCAGGGUUCCAGUGUGGGUUUGGGUGUUGCCUCUACCAGCCAGCAGUCUGCCAGUGAUGCUCCACUAAAAACUGAUGGACCUCUGUCAGGCACAGGGCAGACCCAAAUGCAGAUCAUGAGUUCUAGCUCAACCUCCAUCAACCAGCAGUCAGCCAGUGAUGCUGCACAAAAAGGCUGCACCAGCUCCAAUGGGGCCCUUCCUCCUUGGCUUGCAAGCACAUGGCAGACAUCUUCUGCCCAGUCCCAGAUGCAGCCUUCCAGUGGGGGUUCUGGUGUGAGCUCAACCAGCCAGCAGUCUGCCAGUGAUGCUCCACUAAAACCUGAUGGACCUCUGUCAGCCCAAGGUGCAGGGACAGGGCAGACCCAAAUGCAGAGCCCAAGUGCUGGCUUGACCUCUACCAGCCAGCAGUCUUCCGGUGAUGGUCCCCAAAUGAGCAGUGCUUAUUAUGGGUCUCUGGAUCCCCAGGGUGCAGGUACAUGGCAGCCUUCAGCACAGACUGCCCAGUCCCAGAUGCAGGGUUCCAGUGUGGGUUUGGGUGUUGCCUGUACCAGCCAGCAGUCUGCCAGUGAUGCUCCACUAAAACCUGAUGGACCUCUGUCAGCCCAAGGUGCAGGCACAGGGCAGACCCAAAUGCAGAGCCCAAGUUCUGGCUUGACCUCUACCAGCCAGCAGUCUUCCGGUGAUGGUCCCCAAACAAGCAGUGCUUAUUAUGGGUCUCUGGAUCCCCAGGGUGCAGUGAGAAGCGAGUGCUGUGUAACACUGGCUUUAGGGGUUUCCCCGUCCAGAGGCAUGAUGUGGUGGAGCAGAGGGCUUUGGUUAUUCCUUGCUGCUGCAUUUCUGUUAAGGGAUACAGAUGGGCUUGGAGUGUGGAAUAAAAAACCUGUGCCACAUUGGUCCAGUGUAGCAGCAUGGGCUUCCAUGGCUCAGCCCCAAAAAGUCAGCAACCUUCCUCAUCAGACCAAGGUGGAGGGCUCCACUUCCAGUGCUGCAUCCAUGCAAAGUAGUUCCGCGUUCCCUCUGCAAGGUCCUGAACCCAGUCGGACUCGGACUGGACAACCAAGUUGUGUUUCCAGCAGUCAAAUGGAUUCUUCAGAGGCUCAAACUACAAGUGGCUCUGCUGGGUAUUACCAGUCUGUGUUCCAAGGUGGCCAACAGUUUCCUGGUGUUGUAUCCCAACCCCAGCUGCUGGAUUCCUCUGGUAAUGUUGAAGCCCGGUAUUGGGGGCAGAGCUCCGAGAGUGUCCUAAGCACCCCCCAGAUAUCCAGUAGCCUUUUUGAGCGUGAUGCUUUACAUGGGGGGUCUUCUGGCAGCUUGGACUCUGUAUCCAGUGCUCAAGGUUUCCCCAGUCAGUACACCAGUUCAUGGCUGUACACUGCCCAAUCUGCUCCUACCCAUCAACAUCAGGGAGGCUACUGGGCUCCAUCCUCAGGCCAGUCAAUGCAUCUUCCUUCAGAGGAGCCCCAACCUCAUGUUGCUUCCCCUCCUCAACCUGAAAGCUACCAACAGCUUCCCCAUCCUUCACAAACCAGGCCAGUAAGUAAGCCUGUGUCCCAAACCCAGACUGUAGGAGGUGCAUUGGUUUCAACCUCUCAGCAAGGUAGCAAUGAAGGUCAGUACCAGAGUUCCAGCUGGUCCGCUUCUGCACCAGUUAUGAAAUCGAGACUCCCUUUUAUACCUAGCCAAAGCACAAUUGUGAGUUCUGACACGACCUCCCCUAGCCAGCAGUCAGCCAGUGACUCUGCCCAAAAAGGCUGCACCAGCUCCUAUGGGGCCCUUCCUCCUUGGCUUGCAGGCACACGGCAGACAUCUACCCUCCAGUCUGCCCAGUCCCAGAUGCAGGGUUCCAGUGUGGGUUUGGGUGUUGCCUCUACCAGCCAGCAGUCUGCCAGUGAUGCUCCACUAAAAACUGAUGGACCUCUGUCAGGCACAGGGCAGACCCAAAUGCAGAUCAUGAGUUCUAGCUCAACCUCCAUCAACCAGCAGUCAGCCAGUGAUGCUGCACAAAAAGGCUGCACCAGCUCCAAUGGGGCCCUUCCUCCUUGGCUUGCAAGCACAUGGCAGACAUCUUCUGCCCAGUCCCAGAUGCAGCCUUCCAGUGGGGGUUCUGGUGUGAGCUCAACCAGCCAGCAGUCUGCCAGUGAUGCUCCACUAAAACCUGAUGGACCUCUGUCAGCCCAAGGUGCAGGGACAGGGCAGACCCAAAUGCAGAGCCCAAGUGCUGGCUUGACCUCUACCAGCCAGCAGUCUUCCGGUGAUGUUCCCCAAAUGAGCAGUGCUUAUUAUGGGUCUCUGGAUCCCCAGGGUGCAGUGAGAAGCGAGUGCUGUGUAACACUGGCUUUAGGGGUUUCCCCGUCCAGAGGCAUGAUGUGGUGGAGCAGAGGGCUUUGGUUAUUCCUUGCUGCUGCAUUUCUGUUAAGGGAUACAGAUGGGCUUGGAGUGUGGAAUAAAAAACCUGUGCCACAUUGGUCCAGUGUAGCAGCAUGGGCUUCCAUGGCUCAGCCCCAAAAAGUCAGCAACCUUCCUCAUCAGACCAAGGUGGAGGGCUCCACUUCCAGUGCUGCAUCCAUGCAAAGUAGUUCCGCGUUCCCUCUGCAAGGUCCUGAACCCAGUCGGACUCGGACUGGACAACCAAGUUGUGUUUCCAGCAGUCAAAUGGAUUCUUCAGAGGCUCAAACUACAAGUGGCUCUGCUGGGUAUUACCAGUCUGUGUUCCAAGGUGGCCAACAGUUUCCUGGUGUUGUAUCCCAACCCCAGCUGCUGGAUUCCUCUGGUAAUGUUGAAGCCCGGUAUUGGGGGCAGAGCUCCGAGAGUGUCCUAAGCACCCCCCAGAUAUCCAGUAGCCUUUUUGAGCGUGAUGCUUUACAUGGGGGGUCUUCUGGCAGCUUGGACUCUGUAUCCAGUGCUCAAGGUUUCCCCAGUCAGUACACCAGUUCAUGGCUGUACACUGCCCAAUCUGCUCCUACCCAUCAACAUCAGGGAGGCUACUGGGCUCCAUCCUCAGGCCAGUCAAUGCAUCUUCCUUCAGAGGAGCCCCAACCUCAUGUUGCUUCCCCUCCUCAACCUGAAAGCUACCAACAGCUUCCCCAUCCUUCACAAACCAGGCCAGUAAGUAAGCCUGUGUCCCAAACCCAGACUGUAGGAGGUGCAUUGGUUUCAACCUCUCAGCAAGGUAGCAAUGAAGGUCAGUACCAGAGUUCCAGCUGGUCCGCUUCUGCACCAGUUAUGAAAUCGAGACUCCCUUUUAUACCUGGCCAAAGCACAAUUGUGAGUUCUGACACGACCUCCCCUAGCCAGCAGUCAGCCAGUGACUCUGCCCAAAAAGGCUGCACCAGCUCCUAUGGGGCCCUUCCUCCUUGGCUUGCAGGCACACGGCAGACAUCUACCCUCCAGUCUGCCCAGUCCCAGAUGCAGGGUUCCAGUGUGGGUUUGGGUGUUGCCUCUACCAGCCAGCAGUCUGCCAGUGAUGCUCCACUAAAAACUGAUGGACCUCUGUCAGGCACAGGGCAGACCCAAAUGCAGAUCAUGAGUUCUAGCUCAACCUCCAUCAACCAGCAGUCAGCCAGUGAUGCUGCACAAAAAGGCUGCACCAGCUCCAAUGGGGCCCUUCCUCCUUGGCUUGCAAGCACAUGGCAGACAUCUUCUGCCCAGUCCCAGAUGCAGCCUUCCAGUGGGGGUUCUGGUGUGAGCUCAACCAGCCAGCAGUCUGCCAGUGAUGCUCCACUAAAACCUGAUGGACCUCUGUCAGCCCAAGGUGCAGGGACAGGGCAGACCCAAAUGCAGAGCCCAAGUGCUGGCUUGACCUCUACCAGCCAGCAGUCUUCCAGUGAUGUUCCCCAAAUGAGCAGUGCUUAUUAUGGGUCUCUGGAUCCCCAGGGUGCAGGCACAACAACUAGUCGCCUGAGUGGACUAAGCAAGUUGUCAUCUGCCAAGCCACCAAGCCAGAGCCUCAAGAGUACAAAAACCAAGCCAGGAACAGUACACAGAUGA
Molecule: messenger RNA, 5081 nt
Organism: Electrophorus electricus (electric eel)
Lineage: Eukaryota; Metazoa; Chordata; Actinopteri; Gymnotiformes; Gymnotidae
Source: RefSeq, a predicted model, not a curated record